AAUGAAUCGAAAGAUUCAUGUUUGGUUCGGGAAGAGAUCAUGGAAGUUUUGAAAUUAAUGAUAAGAUAAUCUACUUUCAUUAAAUGAUUUAUUAGAUAAUCGAAAACAGAGGAUUUUGAAUACUAUUCGAAAUUCGGAAGAAUUACGUAAAGGGGCCAUUGAGCAGCUCGAAAGAGCCCGGGCUCGCUUACGUAAAGUGGAAAUGGAAGCAGAUGAGUAUCGAAUGAAUGGAUACUCUGAAAUAGAACGAGAAAAACAAAAUUUGAUUAAUGCCACUAGUAAUAGUUUGGAACAAUUAGAAAAUUACAAAAAUGAAACCCUUCAGUUUGAACAACAAAGAGCGAUUAAUCAGGUCCGACAACGAGUUUUCCAACAAGCCUUACAAGGAGCUCUAGGAACUCUGAAUAGUUGCUUGAAUAGCGAGUUACAUUUCCGUACGAUCCGUGCUAAUAUUGGCAUUCUCGGGGCCAUGCAAGAAAUAACUGAUUAGCCCUUCUUUUUUUAGUUAUAGUUUAGGCAUUAUUUUUAUCUUUUCCUUCCUAAAAAGAAUAAAGAAACACUAAUGGUAACCCUUCGAGCCGACGAAAUUAGUAAUAUUAUUCGUGAGCGUAUUGAACAAUAUAGUAGAGAAAUAAAGAUUGUGAAUACCGGUACCGUACUUCAAGUAGGCGACGGAAUUGCUCGUGUUCAUGGUCUUGAUGAAGUAAUGGCAGGUGAAUUAGUAGAGUUUCAAGAGGGUACAAUAGGCAUUGCUCUGAAUUUGGAAUCAAAUAAUGUUGGCGUUGUAUUAAUGGGUGAUGGUUUGAUGAUACAAGAGGGAAGUUCCGUAAAAGCAACAGGACGAAUUGCUCAGAUACCUGUGAGUGAGGGUUAUUUGGGUCGUGUUAUAAAUGCUCUGGCUAAACCUAUUGAUGGGAGAGGUGAAAUUUCAGCUUCUGAAUCUCGGUUAAUUGAAUCUCCUGCCCCAGGUAUUAUUUCUAGACGUUCUGUAUAUGAGCCUCUUCAAACGGGGCUUAUUGCCAUUGAUUCGAUGAUCCCUAUAGGACGCGGUCAGCGAGAAUUAAUUAUUGGGGACAGACAGACCGGCAAAACAGCCGUAGCCACAGAUACGAUUCUCAAUCAAAAAGGUCAAAAUGUAAUAUGUGUUUAUGUAGCUAUUGGUCAAAAAGCAUCUUCUGUGGCUCAGGUAGUGACUACUUUCCGGGAAAAGGGGGCGAUGGAAUAUACUAUUGUGGUAGCCGAAACGGCGGAUUCACCUGCUACAUUACAAUACCUCGCUCCUUAUACGGGAGCGGCUCUGGCUGAGUUUUUUAUGUAUCGUGGACAACAUACUUUAAUAAUUUAUGAUGAUCUCUCCAAACAGGCACAAGCUUAUCGCCAAAUGUCUCUUCUAUUAAGAAGACCUCCCGGUCGUGAAGCUUAUCCAGGAGAUGUUUUUUAUUUGCAUUCACGACUUUUGGAAAGAGCCGCUAAAUCAAAUUCUAGUUUAGGUGAAGGAAGUAUGACCGCUUUACCGAUAGUUGAGACUCAAUCUGGAGACGUUUCAGCUUAUAUUCCUACUAAUGUAAUUUCCAUUACAGAUGGACAAAUAUUCUUAUCUGCCGAUCUAUUCAAUGCUGGAAUCCGACCUGCUAUUAAUGUGGGUAUUUCCGUUUCCAGAGUAGGAUCCGCAGCUCAAAUUAAAGCCAUGAAACAAGUAGCCGGCAAAUCAAAAUUGGAACUAGCGCAAUUCACAGAGUUAGAAGCCUUUGCACAAUUCGCUUCUGAUCUCGAUAAAGCUACUCAGAAUCAAUUGGCAAGAGGUCAACGAUUACGCGAGUUGCUUAAACAAUCCCAAUCAGACCCUCUCGCAGUGGAAGAACAGAUAGCUACUAUUUAUACCGGAGCGAAUGGAUAUCUUGAUCCGCUAGAAAUUGGACAGGUAAAGAAAUUUCUCAGUCAGUUACGUAGCUACUUAAAAAACAAUAAACCUAAAUUUCAAGAAAUUAUAUCUUCUACCAAGACAUUCACCGAGGAAGUAGAAUUUCUUUUGAAGGAAGCUAUUCAAGAACAGAUCGAACUGUUUUUACUUCAGGAACAAACAUAAAUUUCUUACUUUUAUUCUAUUCUUGGUAUAUUCUAUUCUUAGUACAAGAGUAAUCAUUGAGAAAUAGUUCUGAUUCGAAUGAUUCAAAAAGGGUUUCUUAGUAUAGCCAUUUUUAAAAAGUAUAGCCAUUUUAAAAAUAGAUGGAAAUAAAUUGCGUCCAAUAGGAUUUGAACCUAUACCAAAGGUUUAGAAGACCUCUGUCCUAUCCAUUAGACAAUGGACGCUUUUCAUUCCUAUUUUAUUUUUUUGUAUUCUUACUUUCUUUUGUUCGGAUAAAAAAUCAAAUUACACGGAAAAUAUUUUAGGGAAUAAAAAAGAAUGCAUAUCUAAAUUGAUGGUGCAUGUAUGUAUAAUACAUAAUAAGAUGUAUAAUACAUAACAUAAUAAGAUGUAUAAUACAUAAUAAGAAAUAUGGAGCGGGUAGCGGGAAUCGAACCCGCAUCGUUAGCUUGGAAGGCUAGGGGUUAUAGUCGACGUUGCUUGAUCACUUUUAACGUCUCUAAUUCAAAACCGAACGUGAAAUUUUGAUUUCAUUCGGCUCCUUUAUGGAAGAUUGAUGUAUUCCUAGAGAAAAUUAGAUCCAUAACAUCUAUGUCAGCCUUUCUGUCUGAAUGUAUCCCAAACUACUCGCUUACUAGAUGAUCCCUCUAGAGGAGAGGGAUUAUACCAAAUCCGUCUAGUCUAGUUACUUCGUUCCCUAUUUCCACUCGCAGGAUCCCGAGGAAAAGAAUUUGGUUUCCACCGAGCUGAAACAAUAUGCUGAUGGUUCUAGUAAACCAAAACCACCCUUUUCUAGCUUGUUUGGCUUCAAUUUCCCUUUUACAACACCAAAAUUUAAGAUCUAGUUACGAUUGGAAAUAAACUUUUGUAUCUUCAUCCAUAGAUCCUUUAUUCAUACUCAUUCGAUUGGAAGAAUUGAUCCAAUUCAAAAAAAAUUAUGUUUCACGACUCCAUAUACAUAAUCCAAUUUUCUUAUUCAAUUUCGAAAAUAGAAUUUCUAAUUGGACUUUGGAUACAAAUCGUGAGAAUGUAUGUUCUUCCUCAAAUAUGCUAUUGAGAGGUAAAGGAUUAAACCCUUUUAAGAAAUAAAGUUUUUGAUCGGAGUAUGCAAAAAACCGAGAGACCCCUUAACUUUUUAAGUUGUUAAUAGAACGAAUCACACUUUUACCACUAAACUAUACCCGCUACAUAUA
Messenger RNA from Musa acuminata AAA Group (dessert banana), 3279 nucleotides. Its product is annotated as ATP synthase subunit alpha, chloroplastic. The transcript has a single exon. The record is from RefSeq and is a predicted model, not a curated record. Gene Ontology annotation, molecular function: ATP binding; proton-transporting ATP synthase activity, rotational mechanism; ADP binding. Bases 563 to 2086 code for a protein of 507 amino acids. Gene Ontology annotation, biological process: proton transmembrane transport; proton motive force-driven ATP synthesis. Lineage: Eukaryota; Viridiplantae; Streptophyta; Magnoliopsida; Zingiberales; Musaceae.